Mobula hypostoma (lesser devil ray) is the source of this 3243-nucleotide messenger RNA. RefSeq names its product leucine-rich repeat-containing protein 46-like. The transcript has 8 exons. Lineage: Eukaryota; Metazoa; Chordata; Chondrichthyes; Myliobatiformes; Myliobatidae. The record is from RefSeq and is a predicted model, not a curated record. Bases 21 to 908 code for a protein of 295 amino acids. Gene Ontology annotation, molecular function: protein binding.
CGUGCCGAGGCAGCUGGGGCAUGGAGCAGGAGAACGGGUCGGGGUCGGCAGGAGGUUCGGAGGAGAGCGGCCCGGGGUCGGAAUACUCACCUGAAUCAGAGAAGUUGGUACAGAUUUCCAUGUCGCUGGUUGCUGAGAGAAAUCUGCGUGCUAAGGAGCAUAGAAUGGAAGAUAUGAAAGAAGCUCUGGCAAAGCUAAUGACUAUUCGAUUAGACCGAGAGAAUAUCAGCACCCUAGGAAAUUUUGAGUGCGUGGAAAAUGUCUGCAGUCUUUACCUUCAGCAGAAUCAAAUUAAGAAGAUAGAAAAUUUAGAAUUGUUUCACAAUUUAAGGUUUUUGACACUGGCUGGCAACAGAAUCCAGAAAGUGGAAAACCUAAAAUGCUUACAGAAAUUGGGAUUCUUAGACCUCUCAGAUAAUCAGAUUGAACAACUGGAUCCAGGUGAAUUUCCUGAACGUCUCAUCAUUCUGAAUAUGUCAGGCAAUGACUGCACAAAACAGGAAGAAUAUAGGGAGCAGGUGAUACAGACUCUUCCUGUCCUGCAGCAACUUGAUGGUAUCCUUGUCCAAAGAAAGAAAGAUCCAAAUGAAGCUGGAGACAUUCAUGAUUCAGAUGGUUCUGAAAAUGAGGAGGAUUCUGAUGAACUGGAUGACUCUGAGGUUGAGACGAAUGAUUCAUUACCUAACAUCUUCACUUCACCAGAAAAAAUAAAAGAUUUCUUUGCUGAGCUUCAUAAAGAAAUGGUCUGUCGAUCUCAACAGCGAAGGAAGGAAGCUGAAAAGGAACACAAGAACAGGCUGAAUGAACUGCAGGAGAUCCGUAAACAGUUAACUCAAAUGCGAUACAAACCAAUAAAAAUGAACAAGCUUUUUAGUUAUCCAAGGAACGAUCCAAAUUCUCAUUUGUGAGAAGAUGGACAAAAUGAAGAACUGCUGCUCAAGCUGAUACCUUAGAUUAACAAUUCAGGGCAGUUGUUAUAGGGCUAAGUGAGGAAUUAGUUCAAAUAGUUUAACUACUUCAACUGCAAAGAUUCCUUUUUAUCGAGUCAACCAUAAGUCAAAAGAGCAUUGACCCGAUAAUACUUAAAAGACUAGUCGAGAACAAGAAGCAGAACAAUUUUCUUAUUUUAGGGGUAGGAAAUUUAAUUUGGAUAAAAUUAAAACUAAAAAUUGAGCAUUCUCUCCCUUCUGUUAUUAUUUUUGCCUCAAUUGCUAAAUCCUCUGCAUAGUGUAUUCAUUCUAUAGAUAGAGUGAAGAAUUUAUGACGAUUGGUGGUCCAGGGUGUAAAUAUUCCAGGUGGUUUUUAUAUUAAGCCAUAUAAAUUGGCUUUUUCUUGGUUUCAUCUCAAAUCUGUGUUAGUCUUGGGGUGUGCAUAUGCUGGCAUAGUUUAUUCAUGCUCUUCAUGAGCUUCUCUGUAUUUCAGUCCAUCUGACUCAAGCAUCUAACUUUCCUUUUCUCCUUCAUGUUUAUUUAGCUUUUCCUUCAAUAUCUCGGCUUCUUCCAAUGGUAGAAACUCAUAGUCUGCUUGGGAGCCUAUCCUCAUAUUUUGUCUUCUUGCUUUGCACCAAAGUAAAGAAUAAAUCUGAGGGUUUUUGAUAACCACCAAGUGGACAUUUCACCCAAACUUCAAGAGUUUAUGAAAUCCCUCAGUGUGCUCUGCCUCACUGAAGAUAGUUGGGCCCUGAAGGAUUCCAGCAAUGAUGUUCUAGGCUUGGUACAAUCAGUUUCCAAAACCAUCUUCUUUUGGACAGGGUAUUAACUUCUUUAGAUGCCCCUUGACUAUUUUUACCAAAGCACCUUAAUAGAACACUUAGUCAACUGUCUUAAUGUCGAGGGCACUCACUGUCACCUCAUCACUGCAAUUUAACUUUUUGGUAAAAGUAUGGAUCAUGACUUCAUUGAUGUCUGCAGUCAAGUGCUCCUGGCACAAUGGGGCAUAGGUAAGCAGGUCAUUAAUGAGUAAGUGCAGGGCCAUAGCACUGUUGCAAUACCAUCUGUUGCUUUGCUGCUGACUUAACUGGACAGUGACCAGCUAUAUUAGGUUUGCCCUACUUUUUGUGAGGAGGGUAUACCAGAGAAACUUUCUAUAAUGUCAGGUAAAUGUCAGUAUUUUAACAGUUACUACAUCUGUUAAAGAGCAAGCUGACUGAAAGAGAGUUUUUCAUUUUUACUCCAGCAUCUGCUUUAAUUAGUCUGCUUUUAUAGAAGCAAGGCAACAACCUUGAAUUCAUAUAUGUGCACUCUAGGGCAAUGGUACAUUUAUUGGCUUCCUUGAGUUGCUGCUGCAUUUGGGAUGACUUGCCCAUUCAAGGUAUCAUUUCAUAUUUUCAACCGAGAGACAGAAGGUUCGCACAAAGUACAUUUCGUAGCUGUCGUUGUCUGGAAUGUACAUGUGCAUUGAGCAAAGAUUGCUGCAUAGCUUUCAAGAAAAUUGACUACACUUGAUUUUUCCAUUACCUGAGCCAGAGCCAGAGCCUUGAGCCGACUGAGGUCAGUAUUGUUGCACUGGUGUGAUCUCAGAACUGAUCAAAGUUCAAAUCUGGUAUCUUGUUGGUCGGCUUGAGUCAUUACCAAAUAUUGGAAUGGUAGUUCAUUAAAAAUACUUAUUUUAUUGCAGAAACAAACUGUUUUCAGUCAUUCUAUGUAUAUAGAACCAUUCUUUGUGAUAACUAAGUGAAAUUCUGCUGUCAGCGGUCUAUUCUAUAACAUAAUCAGUUAUUCUCAAAGAUGCCUAUUUACUUCCAUCCCAAUCUCAAACUUCGCAAGCCCUUGCUCUUCUUCCUAUCCCAUGAUAUUAUUUAGACUCUUGCUUCCCAGCUCCUGGCCCUGAAUCAGAACGUUGUACUUAAUUUUCCACUGCAGCAAAUUGCACAUAACGGCACCCCAGUGCCAGUUUUUUACACGAAUCAUCAAACUAAGAUCUGAUCUACCUUCUCGUCUGAACAUGCAAAAUUCAACGGCAUAAUAUCAAAACAGAAGUCUUGGAUAUUUGGACAGGAAAGCAGAACUGAGAUAAGAGAUCAACCAUAAUCAUGAUGAACGAUACAAGGAGCUGAGCAGCCCAUUCCCUCAACUUCUGUGAAUAGCAGAGGAGCUAUCUGCCCUAUUCAUGCCAAUAAAUUGUGAAGGUUUUGAACUGAAAAUUUAAGUCCGUUUCUCUUUCUACCAAUACUGAGUGUUUCCAGUAUUUUUCUAUUUUUAUUUCAUAUUUCCAGCAUUUGCAGUUUUUUUAAAAUUUUCACCU